AUGAAUAAAUUUUUCUUAGAUAAAAAUCAAGAAUAUUUUGAAGAAAAGCAAAAAAACAUCAAGGAAACUUUAACAUAUACGCUGACAGAAAGUCUCAAAGAAUGUGAAUAUGAUUACAAUGAGAAGAAAGAACCGCUUACGGUAUCAGACGCGACAAGUUCUCUUUGUGCAACUCUUGAAGCAAUUUUUCUUCAUGGCUUAAAAGAUACAUUCCUUCAAAUGACAUUUUCAAUUUUGGAUUCUGGAGUAGAUCGACGUCCAAAUCCAUCUUUCUGGAGCGUCAUACUACUCUUUCUACACAAACAAGUUAUCAGGGAAAUCCAAAGUUUAGCACAAAUCAACACUGACGUUGGAUUUUCUCGAGCUUUUAUACGAAAAGCUAUCAAUGAAUGUCUACUUUCAUCUUACUUCCAAAAUAUCAGAAAAUCUCCUUCAACCUUGAAGAGUUAUUAUCAUAAAUAUGCUUUUCUAUUGGAUAUAGAGUUAGUCGAGACAACUGAAAAUCUCCUCGUAGGCAUCGAAAGUUAUGUCGAAUUUAACCUUCCUUGUAAUUCUAGUCUCUUAAAUGUUUGGAAUGAUGCUCCGCUCUCUUUAUCUGGUCUUUACUCUGCACCUCUUCGAUCUCUCCCUAUUGCGUCAGGUGAAGAUGUUGCUGGUUCAAUUUCAACAAACUCACGAAAUAUCAACAUUCCUAAUAAAACUGAAAUUCUGUCUGACAUAUUUUCGGCUUCAAUAACAAAUUCAAUAUUCAAACAUUCUCCAGAUUCACUUAUUGAUGACGAAGAUGAUCGAAUCACAAGACUUUUACAGAAAGUUGACAGUGAAGAAGUUGAAGUGGUAGAUGAAGAUUUGAACUCAUUUGUCGAGGAAAACAAUUUAAAAUCUCCUGACAGUGAAAGUAUCGAGAAACCGACGACUAGUGAAAGUUUCAAUUUAGGAAAUUCAAUUUGUGGUCUUCAAAGUUGGGCAGAACCAUCACAUACACUUUUAGAAGAAAAACCAGAUGAUGAAGUUGUUUACAGUCGAAGAAAUUCUACAAAGCCAAUAAGCAUCGAUAAUCAUAGCUUUGAAUCGCUUUGGAAUGAGAAAAAGAGAAGAUCAACGUUACACUUCAAAGAAGUUUGGGAGAGAUUCGAAAAAUCUUUAAUUCCAGGCCAAUCAUCAGAUGUUAAAAUAUCGAAAGAAGAUGACAUUAUUGAAGAUUUCCUUGUGAUUGAAUCGCCACUAGGUGGAGACGAAAGCAAAAUUCAAGAACUUCAACAAAUGGUUGAAAUUUUGUGUCGAUUGUCAAACGAAUGUGGACUUGAAACGCAAGGGUUUCUAUGUAAAGAAUGUAAAGCGCCAAUAGGCGUUGGUUUUUCAAAAGCAACUGCUUGUGGAUUCGAUGGCCAAUAUUAUUGUCCACUUUGUAUAAGUCCUGAUAAGUUUCCAAUUCCUGCUAAAAUUAUUUACAAUUGGGAUUUCAAGCACUAUCCAGUUAGCAACAAAGCUGCAACAUUUUUAACUGACUAUCAAUUUAAACCUUUUAUAGAUUUCAAGAUUUUAAAUCCGGACAUAUAUUCUUACAUCGAUGAAAUGAAUCGUCUGCAAAAGCUUCGAAUUCAAUUGAACUUUAUCCGUGCUUACAUUUUUACUUGUUCGGAAAGUACAAUUGCCGAGCUUCAAAAGCUUCUCUAUGGAAGAGAAUAUAUUUAUGAAUCUAUUCAUCUUUACUCAAUUUCUGAUUUAUCAUUAAUUCAAAGUGAAGCAUUAGAAGAAAUGUUAAAGAAGAUUGUAUCGUUUGGUAAAGAUCAUUGUCUCAAAUGUGUGCUUUGCAGUGUCAAAGGUUUCAUAUGCGAAUAUUGUCGUAAGUCAAAAGUUAUCUAUCCCUUUGAUGUCAAUGAAACUUAUCGAUGUAAUCUAUGUGGAAGUGUUUCACACAUUAAUUGCUUUAAUCCAACAAUCCCGUGCCCAAAAUGUGAGAGAAAAAGUAAAAGACAACAAAUUGCGAAUGAAAUUUAAACAAUAUUUACAGGCUUAAUUAAAACCCAGUGCUUUAUUUAUUAUUAAAAAAACAGAUAUGCAAUAAAUGCUUUCGCUUCCAAUUUCGACAAUGAAGCUCGUUAUGACAAACAAAAUACUCCCAAGAAACAAAUACUUUAUUAAAUAGUAUUCAUGAUGAUGUUUUCAUUAUUUUCCGAAGAAUAAAAAGGCAAAGGAAAUAUUUCAUCCAAAA
This is a messenger RNA of Clunio marinus, 2215 nucleotides long. The record is from the annotation of a GenBank genome assembly. NCBI's taxonomy places the organism in Eukaryota, Metazoa, Arthropoda, Insecta, Diptera, Chironomidae.